Cladophialophora immunda is the source of this 2133-nucleotide messenger RNA. RefSeq lists its product as uncharacterized. The record is from RefSeq and is a predicted model, not a curated record. NCBI's taxonomy places the organism in Eukaryota, Fungi, Ascomycota, Eurotiomycetes, Chaetothyriales, Herpotrichiellaceae. Gene Ontology annotation, cellular component: membrane. The transcript has a single exon. Gene Ontology annotation, molecular function: carbohydrate:proton symporter activity. Bases 455 to 2050 code for a protein of 531 amino acids. Gene Ontology annotation, biological process: carbohydrate transport; transmembrane transport.
CAUGCAGAUGAUGGCGUGCUUGAAGUCUCACUCUUUCAACCUCCACCCUUCUCAGCCAAUCUUCCUCGCUGACGACCCAAGACACAUGCACACAUAUCCCCAAUCCCUGGCCAUCCUUGCUCCUUAUCGACCGUAUAUCUGAAUCGCUACGCCAGCUUGGACCCCUAACUCCUCCUCAAUGCGACAGUGGCUCACAUCCACCCACUUGUCGAUCCUUCCUCCCCCCUCAGAGAUACUACGUUUGGAUCUACGCGCCUCAUACCCUUUACAUCUGGUCAUCCGAACGCUAGAAUCCCCCGCAUCUAUGGCGUGAUUGACUGGUUCAUGGUCCUUUCUUCCAACAUUUUGGCCCAUCCUAUCCAGAGGAAUUGCAGUCCGGUGGCCACUGAACCGAAGGCUGCUUGAAGAAGCGAGUGUGGCAGGUGGUCAGCUGGAUUGGUAUAAGAGCUCAGCCAUGGCGUCUUCUUCCUCUUCCGCUGGCUAUCAACUUCUGCAGCAAGGCGACACACCCGAAACUGCACCAGCCGCUACUGAAGAAGAAAUCAACAUGGGCAAAUCGCUGGGCACGUUUCGAGCUUGCUAUGUUGUGGCCCUGUGCUGCAUUGGCUCUUUUCUGUUCGCCUACGACACUGGCAUUGUGGGAGGUGUCCUGACGUUUCCCUCCUUUCAAAGUGAUUUUGGUUACUCAAAGGGCGACAAGACACAGGUCAACUCGAACUGCGUCUCGAUUCUCCAGGCUGGCGCCUUUUUUGGCUGCUUCUUCAUCUGGCCGUUGACGGGAUGGCUGGGCCGGAGAUGGGGGUUUAUCAUCGCCUCUGUCGUUUUCUGCAUCGGGUGCAUCUUGCAAGUAGUCAAGUCGCAUUCCAUCGGCGUCUUCUAUGCUGGUCGUGUCAUCUCGGGUCUAGGUACUGGCGCAGCGACAGUGCUGGUGCCAAUGUUCUCGGCAGAGAUGGCGCCAAAGGAGAUUCGAGGAAAGCUCGGCUCUUGUUUUCAGCUGUUCUUUGCAACUGGCGUCUGUGUCAGUUACUGGGUUGACUACGCUGCCCAGGUGGGCAUUUCUGAAACGUCGUCAAUGCAAUGGCAGGUCCCUGUUGGUCUGCAGUUGGUCCCCGGGGGCCUUCUUGGGCUGGGUAUGUUGUUGGUGAAGGAGUCUACUCGAUGGCUUGCCAAGAGAGGUCGAAACGAAGAGGCUUAUGCUUCCCUCCUCUGGGUUCGGGGCGGUGUCGAUAGCCCAGAGAUUCGAGCCGAAUUCGCAGAAAUACUUGCGGGGGUGGAAUUGGAAGUACGAGAAUCUGAGGGCCUCACGUGGAAAGAACUGCUUCUGCCAUCGAACAGAUAUCGAAUGUUCAUCGCCAUCACGAUUCAACUGUGCGCACAGCUGACUGGCAACACCUCACUUGCCUACUACGCGCCACAGAUCUUUGCUACAAUCGGAGCUGGCAACAAGACGCUCUUUAUCACUGGCUUCUUUGGGCUUGUCAAGAUGGCUGGUGUUUUCAUUUUCAUCCUCUUCUUCGUCGAAAAAUUUGGCCGCAAGAUCCCCUUCAUGGUCGGCGCAUUUGCGAUGGGGAGCUUCAUGCUCAUCAUUGCAUUGAUCGUGGAUACGCAUCCUCCCAAACCGUCAUCUACAGGAAUCACAUCAUCAGGAGCGGCUGGUAUUGCAAUGGUCUAUCUCGAAGCAUUCGCCUUCAAUAUGUCUUGGGGUCCCCUGCCGUGGCUUUACAUCGGCGAGAUCUUCCCCAACAGGAUCCGGGAGAUUGGUGUUGCGACCGGAGCCGCAAGUCAGUGGCUGUUCAAUUUCGUCAUGAGCCAAAUUACUCCCCACGCCAUUUCCAAUAUUGGCUGGAGAACGUUCCUCAUGUUUGCCAUAUUCAACUACGCCAUCGUCGUUUACAGCUAUUUCGUCCUCAAGGAGACCACGGGCAAGAGCUUGGAAGAGAUGGAAAUUGUCUUUGGUACCGUGGAUAGGCUUCCCACUAAAGAUGAUGACGAGGUGGAAUCGCAGGCUGCACACGACGCCGCCAGGGAAAUCCAUGAAACGACAAAAUAAACUGACAUAGAGACAAAGUCAUGAAAUCCAGUUUAACUAGUGUAUGUGAGAUAGAUAUUCACGCGAGUAGUAAAGAGAUGCUG